CCUUCUCUCUCUACAAAAUGUACAAAAAUCUUUCCUUUCUUCUUUCUCUCUAGAAAGUCUACACAAAGAAAGAAAGAGCUAUAAAUAGACAGAGAAGAAGAAGAAGAGUAAACAAAACAAAUUCCCAACACUUCCACUCCUUCGGGAUUCGAAAAAUUUUCCGAAAGCUGAAGCGGCCAUUCUCCGGCCAAAUCUCUCAGGGAUCAGGAAGAUGGGGAGAGGAAAGAUCGAGAUCAAGAGGAUUGAGAACACCACCAACCGUCAGGUCACCUUCUGCAAGCGCCGCAACGGCCUCCUCAAGAAAGCUUAUGAGCUCUCUGUUCUCUGCGAUGCGGAAGUUGCUCUGGUCGUCUUCUCCAGCCGCGGCCGCCUUUACGAGUACUCAAACAACAACAUAAGAUCAACCAUAGAGAGGUACAAGAAGGCAUGCUCAGACAGUACAGGCACAAGUUCAGUUACUGAGAUCAAUGCUCAGUAUUAUCAACAAGAAUCAGCAAAGCUGCGACAGCAAAUUCAAAUGCUACAGAACUCAAACAGGCACCUAAUGGGUGAUGCCUUAAGUAACUUAACAGUGAAGGAGCUAAAACAGCUGGAGAACAGGCUUGAACGAGGCAUUACUCGAAUCAGGUCAAAGAAGCAUGAAAUGUUGCUGGCUGAAAUUGAGUACUUCCAGAAAAGGGAGAUUGAGCUGGAAAACGAAAGCGUUUGUCUGCGAACCAAGAUAGCAGAAGUUGAGAGGUUUCAGGAAGCCAACAUGGUAACUGGACAAGAGCUCACAGCCAUCCAGGCUUUAGCUUCUCGCAAUUUCUUUAGUCCUAAUGUCAUGGAAGGCGGCACUGCCUACUCACAUCCUGCAGACAAGAAGAUGCUUCAUCUUGGGUGAAACAGAUGGAGAUUACCAAAUCUGAAUUGCAUGGGUGUGUUUUGAUAUUACCGUAUGUAUGAAAUAAAAGGUGUAAAAUAUUUACUAGUAAGUAUUGUGAUGGAGUUGCUGUCCCAGCAGGGCUACUAGUUUGCUUAAAACUCUGAACAACUACUAUGUGGUAUUUUGAACUUAUUAACAUGAAUUAUUAAUAUGGAUAUGUUUCUUUUGGAGACUAUUUAAUUAAUUUUAUGAUAUGGG
This is a messenger RNA of Rubroshorea leprosula, 1123 nucleotides long. The record is from the annotation of a GenBank genome assembly. Lineage: Eukaryota; Viridiplantae; Streptophyta; Magnoliopsida; Malvales; Dipterocarpaceae.